GUCGCGCUGUUGGCAGCGAGCGAGGUGGAAGAAGCGGCAAGACGGAGAAAGGGGGGGAGAAACCUUCGGAGCUGCCCUCCAGCGGGAGGAGGAGUCUCGGCACCGGCGGCAGCAUGGAGAACUCGCAGCUAUGCAAGCUAUUCAUCGGCGGCCUGAACGUGCAGACUACGGAGGCCGGACUGCGGGAGCACUUCGCGGCCUAUGGUACCCUCACUGACUGCGUGGUCGUGCUCAACCCGCAGACCAAACGUUCUCGCUGCUUCGGCUUCGUCACCUACUCGGCGGUGGAGGAGGCCGACGCCGCCAUGGCCGCCUCCCCUCACGCCGUGGACGGGAACGCGGUGGAGCUGAAGCGGGCCGUGUCCCGGGAGGACUCGGCCAAACCGGGGGCCCACGCUAAGGUGAAGAAGCUCUUUGUGGGCGGCCUUAAAGGGGACGUAGGCGAAGGGGACCUGGUGCAGCACUUCAGCCAGUUCGGCCCCGUGGAGAAGGCCGAGAUCAUCGCCGACAAACAGAGCGGGAAAAAGCGCGGCUUCGGCUUCGUCUAUUUCCAGAAUCACGACGCCGCCGACAAGGCGGCCGUGGUCAAGUUCCACCCGAUCCAGGGCCACCGCGUGGAGGUCAAGAAGGCCGUGCCUAAGGAGGACAUCCAGUCUGGCGGGGGAGGCGGCGGCUCAUCCAGGCCUUCCCGGGGAGGCAGAGGAGGAGGAGGAAGGGGUCGGGGCGGCGGAUCCGGCAACCGGGAUCACAACGGUUUGUCCAAAGGCGGCGGCGGUUACAAUAGCUACGGCGGCUACGGUGGAGGAGGCGGCGGCGGUGGUUACGGCUCCUAUGGCAGCGGCUCCUACGGAGGCGGCGGCGGCGGAGGGGGAGGCGGCGACUACGGCAACGGGUACGGCGGGUUCGGCAGCUACAGCCAGCACCAGUCCUCCUACGGCCCCAUGAAGAGCGGCGGAGGAGGUGGAGGAGGGGGCGGCAACUGGGGGGGCCGCAGUAACAGUGGACCCUACAGAGGAGGCUAUGGUGGGGGAGGCUACGGGGGCGGCUCUUUCUGA
Messenger RNA from Indicator indicator, 1055 nucleotides. It is a transcript of the gene HNRNPA0, whose product is annotated as heterogeneous nuclear ribonucleoprotein A0. The coding region runs from base 114 to 1055 and encodes 313 amino acids. NCBI's taxonomy places the organism in Eukaryota, Metazoa, Chordata, Aves, Piciformes, Indicatoridae. The record is from RefSeq and is a predicted model, not a curated record. The transcript has a single exon. Gene Ontology annotation, molecular function: RNA binding.